Mucor mucedo is the source of this 2901-nucleotide messenger RNA. RefSeq lists its product as uncharacterized. Gene Ontology annotation, molecular function: calcium-activated cation channel activity. The record is from RefSeq and is a predicted model, not a curated record. Gene Ontology annotation, cellular component: plasma membrane. Lineage: Eukaryota; Fungi; Mucoromycota; Mucoromycetes; Mucorales; Mucoraceae. The transcript is spliced from 6 exons. The coding region runs from base 54 to 2840 and encodes 928 amino acids.
UUUUUUUUAUUUUUUCCUUUUUCUCUUUGUUUCUUUGUUUAAAUGCAUUUAGUAUGGCAACCAUAGACACAGCUUAUUAUGUUCCAACAUUUUUAGGAUUAUCCACCACAUUGGGUAUUUCGUGUGCCGUAUCGGCUACUUGUAUCAUCGGUUUCGAAAUUUGUAAACGUUGUGAUUCUAUGAAGAAUUUAUUUUCGCCACGUACACUAUUGCAAACUGACCCUGUUCCUAAACAAGCACGUCAUCUCUUUUCCUGGGUGACAUCUGUAUUUUAUUUAGAUGAACAAGACUACGUAAAAAAAGUAGGCUUAGACGCAACAAUGCAUAUUCGCUUUUUACGCAUGGUCGUUCAUUUUUUGACGUUAUUGUCUCUGGUAGUAUGUCCAAUUCUUUUGGGCUUGCAUUGGACUAGUGCUACUGAGUCAUUAGAUCAUGCUGAUAUAGCAGACGAAUUUACAUCUUUAGCUAAAAACGAAUCCUCCGUGUCCGAAGUAUCCGUGGAUCAUUUUAGGUCAAACUCGACCCUUUAUUACCUCUCUAUUGCCAAUAUUCCCAACAAAAACCCCGUGGUGUGGGUGCAUGUGUUUUUUAUUUUUACCAUCUCACUAGUAUGGUUAUGGCUUUUGUUUGUGAACCACAUUCACCAUAUUGACUUGUUACAGCAACAACCAGAGGCGAACCGGUUACAUCAACGCUCUGUUUUGAUCACACAUGUGCCACCCAAUCUUCGAAACACAACAAGUCUACAACAACACUUUGAUAGGGCUCAAAUAGGCACAGUGCAACAUGUCACGCUUGUCUCAAACACCGCUAUCAAACUAGUUGAAACCAUCCUUAAGAAAAGGCGUAAACAUAUUGAUAAAUUGGAAAUCAUGUUGAUUGGAAUGGUCUCAAACGGAAUCGCCGUCGAUUGGUAUUCCUUCAUUUCACAAAUAAAACAAAAGCCCGGUGUUGACAAAAUAAAAAUCCUCUUGCAGGAAUUGGAGGCCAUGGAUAAGGAAAUAGUUCGUCUAAGAGAUGUCAAUAGGUCGCCUGAAUAUUACAUGCCCACGGGCACUGCCUUUGUCACCUUCAACUCUGCUUAUUCGGCGCAGAUAUGUGCUCAAAUUGUCACUUCGUGGAAACCAGGUGUAUUUGAUACAAGAAUGGCUCCCGAGCCUAGAGACAUCCUAUGGCGCAGUCUUUUACGACGAGGAAGAAAAGACCGCAUCAAUGGAAAGUUCAGACAAUGGAUUGUGUUUGCUGCAGUAUGGUCUCUUACCAUAUUUUGGCUGUUCCCAAUUAGUUUUAUAUUGGGUCUAACCUCAAUUCAAUCCUUAUCGCAACACCUGGUGUUCUUGCAGUACUUCUUGAAUACCUCUUUCCUGAUUCGUUCGUUUAUCCAGAACAUUUUACCUACAUUGUUGGUCACCUUGUUUAUGAGUUUCUUGCCCUGGAUCUUAUUAGAAAUUUCUAAACAACAGGAUUUUGUGUCGUAUUCUGAAUUAGAAGAUGCAGUGUUGGGAAGAUAUUAUCAUUUCGCGAUAUUCAAUGUAUUGAUUGUAUUUCUAUUGGGCACUACUUUCCUUACAACCAUGUUGGAUGUACUUUACGAACCCACCAUGUUGAUUCAAUUAUUAGCCAAUGCCCUACCGCAAGGAGCAAACUUUUUCCUAAAUUACAUUUUAUUUAAUUCCUCUACGCAUGCUAUGGAAUUAAUCCAACUGGGGUCACAAAUAUUUGGACAUUUGCUAUUUACAUUACCCUGUAUCAGUAAGACCCCACGCAUGCGAAUGAAAAAUACAACUCCCUGGUCUUUUCCCUACUACUAUUACUAUCCAAACCAUAUACUCGUGCUAGUCAUUACCGUCACCUACUCUGUGAUUCAGCCUUUGAUCCUAAUAUUCGCUCUCUUUUAUUUUGCCUUUGCACUCAUCGUAUACCGACACCAAUACAUGUACAGUUAUAUACGUCGAUACGAAACGGGCGGAUCACGUCAUUACCGAAAGAUGACAAGGUAUACAUCGGAUGGAUUAUUAAUAUUUCAAUUUACGAUGGUGGGUUUACUUUAUCUUAAAGGCGUGAUUCCGGCUGCAACUGCGAUUUUACCUCUCAUCAUAUUCACCAUUUGGUUCAAGGUGAAAUUAAACAGUCUAUUCCAACGUCGAUCCAAACACCCUUAUAUCGGCAGAUUCGAUACAGUUCAUGGCAAUUUAAAACAGACCGAUCAAAUUCACCUAUCUUAUUGGAGGCAUCUGGAUGAUAUCUGGAAGUUUUCCUACAUCAAGAAUUGGUGGGCGGCAGGUAGGUAUGCUCAACACAGCUCCAACAAUCAAUCCACCAUGCAUUUAUCUACAUUACAACACCAUAUUCGGUCUUGCCAAUCGGACAUUACCACGGUUCAAAACACAGAGGAUGAUCUGUAUCCUUCGGUUGCAUCCAGUAUUAUGAUGGUCGACGAGAAAGAGGAAUGUGACUUAACAACGUAUCCAGAUGAUUCAAAGUCCAGACUCGCCAGUUUACGUGCUGAAGCAGAGGCACAAAACGCACUUGCCGAAGAAUAUGAAGCCAAAAUCAAGCAACUUGAAUUAGAACAUACUUCCAAGGACCAUGAACUUUUAUCUAUCCAAAUCCGUGCAAAGAACUUGGAAGACCAAUUGGAUAAGACCGAGGACAAAUUGCAAACCACCUCUGCCAACUACAACGAGGCUGAUUUAAAGGCUGAGAAUGCUGAACGUCAAGUUCAAAUGCUCGAACAAGAGUUGAUUGAUAAGGAGCAACAUUAUGAGGAACUUCUUGAAAAGUAUAACGGUGCCAAAUCCGAGUUGGAUGAGUUAGCACGUCAAUUUGAUGAGUUGUAAAUUAAUAAAUAAAUAAAUAACAUAGUUUUUCUCUUGAUCACACACGUUGUGAUUUACCACA